Haemonchus placei is the source of this 606-nucleotide messenger RNA. The record is from the annotation of a GenBank genome assembly. NCBI's taxonomy places the organism in Eukaryota, Metazoa, Nematoda, Chromadorea, Rhabditida, Trichostrongylidae.
AAUUUUUCAGUUGUGCUGAUCGGCGAUUCUGGUGUAGGAAAAUCUAAUCUGUUAUCCCGGUUCACUCGUAACGAAUUCAAUCUCGAGUCGAAAUCCACUAUUGGAGUUGAAUUCGCAACUCGUAGUAUUCAGGUUGAGGGAAAGACGGUGAAAGCGCAAAUCUGGGAUACUGCGGGUCAGGAACGGUACAGAGCCAUCACAUCUGCAUACUAUCGUGGUGCUGUUGGAGCACUGCUAGUUUAUGACAUUGCGAAACAUGUAACAUAUGAGAAUGUUGAGCGUUGGCUUAAAGAGCUUCGUGACCAUGCUGAUCAAAAUAUCGUGAUCAUGUUGGUUGGAAACAAGAGCGACUUACGCCAUCUAAGAGCCGUCCCAACUGACGAGGCAAAAAUGUAUGCUGAAAAGAAUCAGCUGUCCUUUAUCGAAACAUCUGCCCUUGAUAGCACAAAUGUAGAAGCGGCGUUCACGAAUAUUCUCACGGAAAUUUACAAAAGUGUAUCGAACAAGCACGUCGGGUCUGAUCGUAUGGUGCCGUUACCUUCAUCUGGUGUCGACAUCACGUCAUCAACCAACGAAAGCCAGAAGAAGCAGUGUUGUUCGUCGUGA